AUGACUAUCCCGCCGGUCAACUACAAGGUCCCCGCAGGCCUCGAGGCCAUCCCCCUGCACCUUUUAGACCUGCGCCCAGAUUCUGCCAUCGACCACGAAUUAACACAGCACUCGCCCGUGACCGACGACAAAAACGUCUGGUUCUACUGGCACAAUGGCUACCAAAACAUGUAUCCCGCGGCGCGGCGCACCGUCCGCACGUACCACCGUCGCCUCGCCAAGCUCGGCUGGACGGUCCGCGUCGUCGACCGCGCGCCGGGCUCGCCGCUCAACAUUGCGCGCCUCCUCGACGUCGCCGACCCCGCCCUGUUCCCCGCCGCCUUCCGCGACGGCACCAUCGGCAGCGACUACCCGGCGCAGGUCUCCUCGGACCUGGUGCGCUUCCCGCUCCUGGUGCGCUUCGGCGGGCUGUACGCCGACACGGGCGUGCUGCCCAUUGGCGACGUGGACCGGCUCUGGCGCGAGACCGUGGGCAAUUCCGCAUCGCCGUACGAAAUAUUCACGUUUGGUCAGGCCCGGGGCCAGACGGUGACCAACUACUUCAUGGCCGCGAAGCGCGGCAAUGCCCUUUUCCAGCUCUGCCACCGGUUCCUGCUCCAGCUCUGGGGCGAGGACGGCGGCCGCACGAGCCCGCAGGGCAUGCACCGCAGCGCGCUGUUCAGGGGCCUGCCGCUGGCCGGCGAGGGCAACGCCGCGCUGACGUGGACGGAGAACGGGCGCACCGUUGCCCUGGACGAGGGCCGCCGCCUGCUGACCGACUAUCUGUUCCAGGGCCAGGCCAUCAACAUGGUCAUGGGCACCGUGGACGAGGAGCUGGGCUGGGACGGGCCGCGGUACGGCAGAGAGCACGUGUUUGCCGUCGACUUCCUGACGGGCAGCCAGCUGAUCAACCAGCUCACGCGCUGGGACGGAGCACGCCAGUUUGCGCUGCUUUCGCUGCGCUUGCCCGCCGACGGCGAGGAGGAGACGGCGGACCAGAGGGAGGCGCGUGCGACUGUGGAGCAGUGUCUGGCCCGGAGCUUUGCUUUUAAGCUGGCGACGGGGCUGAUUCUGAGAGUCAUGGGCGAUACGCUGGGCGCUUUGUGGAAGAAGAACGCUGAGAGCGAUAAUAGGCCCAACACGUAUGCCCACUGGUUUCGACACGCGACUACGUAUUACAGUCAGAAGGAGCUGCCUGUACCAGUAGACGUCUUUCUGGUUGAACCUAUCAAGCGGGGGCGUCUACUCGGAGAAGAAUAA
This is a messenger RNA of Cordyceps militaris CM01, 1239 nucleotides long. Its product is annotated as capsule polysaccharide biosynthesis protein, putative. Lineage: Eukaryota; Fungi; Ascomycota; Sordariomycetes; Hypocreales; Cordycipitaceae. Gene Ontology annotation, molecular function: glycosyltransferase activity. The transcript has a single exon. Bases 1 to 1239 code for a protein of 412 amino acids. The record is from RefSeq and is a predicted model, not a curated record.